AUAACACUGAAAACGUAAAUGUCAAUUCGUCAAAAUACGAUGAAAAAUAAUCUGGCUUUAUUCCAAAACUCAGAGGAAUGACGUGUUUUUAAGGUUUUGUAAGACUGCAAAAUACUUGUAAAAUGUUUAAAAUAUAGGCCGCAUAUAACAUACAACGAUGGAUUUGCCAUAUAAGAAGAUUUUUAUAUAUAUUUUAACUUUUGCCGCCUAUGCGUACACUGGUAUCGGUUCAAGUAUGUUAAGAAAUUUAAAAGAUGCAGUGUUAUCGGCGGAAUCUGUGUUUGGGGAUAUGCUGAGGAAUGCGAUCACUGUAGCAGAGAAGUUUAGAUCUUUGCACGAAAUCUUUGACGCGGCUGUUGAGGAAGAAUGUAUUUUUAGUUGCCCUGAAGGACACAGACCAGUUCGUAACCGCAAUCACAUACCAAAGUCAGAUGGAUGCGGUUCACUUGGUUUUGAAAUAGCAUCGGAGUAUUUACCACUGGAGCAGAUGACGAAAUGCUGUGACACACAUGACAUUUGUUAUGACACAUGCAACAGUGGCAAGGAAACUUGCGAUUUAGACUUUAAAAGAUGUUUAUACAAUUACUGUGACUCAUACAAAUCUUUGAAUGUAGGAGGAGAAACCGUAACAAAAGGUUGUAAAGCAGCUGCAAAGUUAUUAUUUACAGGCACAUUAACACUUGGAUGCAAGUCUUAUUUGGAUGCACAGAAAAAUGCCUGUUAUUGUCCACCUAAGAAUAACAAAUAUAAAAAAUAUUCAGGGAACAGUGAUUUGUAGCAGUAAUUAAAUAAUAAGUACAUUAAUGUGUUAACAUGUCUUCUAUAAGACAUAAGUCAUAUAAUGUGUAUUUAUUUAUUGACAGUUCAGAUUUUAAUUCAGAAACUGUAUGUGUAUCAAUUUAUAAUGCAUGUGAAUCAUAUGAUACAAGAAAGAUUGCAAUAUGAAGCAAUCAUAAAUUGUCUUUCUAUGAAAUAAAUUGCUGUGUUUAAUGUUAAUUUUAUUUCUUGUUUUGUUAAAUUAUUUAUUUUGUUUUAUUUAAAAAAAUGGUGUAAAAUGUUAUCAAUUAUAUGUUUCAACAAAUUGACUAUCUAUAUGGUGUGUAUUUGUAAAAUAAAUGUAAAUUUACAAUUU
Molecule: messenger RNA, 1132 nt
Organism: Manduca sexta (tobacco hornworm)
Lineage: Eukaryota; Metazoa; Arthropoda; Insecta; Lepidoptera; Sphingidae
Gene: GXIVsPLA2
Product: group XIIA secretory phospholipase A2
Exons: 3
Coding region: 158-778 (206 amino acids)
Biological process (GO): arachidonate secretion; phospholipid metabolic process; lipid catabolic process
Cellular component (GO): extracellular region
Molecular function (GO): calcium ion binding; A2-type glycerophospholipase activity
Source: RefSeq, a predicted model, not a curated record